GGAGCUUCAUGGACACAAGAAGAUACACGAAGAAAAGCAUGAAGAGCGUGUUGCAGGAACUGGUUGCUGGGAAAGCACUUAUCUUUAUCAUUGUGGUAGGAUUGGGAGGAUCUUUUCAAAAUGGAUAUCAUCUCACAGCAAUAAGCUCUCCAUCUCCAUACAUUCAGAGCUUUAUUAACAGCAGCUGGACGUAUCACUACGGGGAUGUUCCAGGAGAGAAGACUGUCACCUUUAUCUGGUCCACUGUGGUGGCUCUAUACGCUUUAGGAGGUCUCAUUGGCUCAAUUACUGUCAGACACUUAACCAGUCUCCUGGGAAGAAAAGGAGCCAUGCUGUUGAAUAGUGCCAUAACAGUUGUGCCCACAGUAAUCAUGUAUAUUAGCAAACCUACAUACUCAUUCGAGUUGAUACUUGUAGCACGCUUUCUAUUUGGAUUCGGAGCAGGGCUGGGUUUGAAUUUACAUACCAUCUACCUUGGUGAGAGUUCACCGAAAAAAAUCCGAGGCAUGGUGACCGUCACAGUCACUACCUUUAUGUCCCUUGGUAAACUAUUAGGACAAUUUGUUGGCCUCAGGGAAAUUCUUGGCCGUGAAGAGUGCUGGAACGUUCUUCUAUGCAUCCCAGGGUUUUUUUGUGUGGUCCAGCUGGCAAUCUUGCCAUUCUUCCCUGAUUCUCCACGAUAUGUUCUGAUAGAGAAAGGCAACAUCAAACAGUGCAGAAAAGCACUGCAGUGUCUGUGGGGACCAGGCGAUUAUAAGUUGGACAUAGAGGAGAUGUUAGCAGAACAGGCAGUCAUUGGAGAGCAGUGUAACAAGAGUGUGCUGGAUCUGCUGAGAGACAAGCAUCUGCACUGGCAGGUCCUUUCCAUGCUGGUCAUAAACGGAUGCAUCCAGUUCGGCGGCACCUCUGCUAUCACCGUAUUCUCUUUCAGCAUCUUUUUGGAAGCGGGUAUUCCAAUGGACAAGAUCCGUUAUGUCACUCUGGGCAUAGGAGCAUCAGAAGUCCUCAUCUCCAUAACCUGUGGGCUGUUUAUUGAGCGUGUAGGGAGGAGAGCCAUGAUGUGGCGAGGGUUUGGGGGAAUGUCAGCCAUUAUGGUAUUAAUCACUGUCACAAUGUACCUAAAGGACUACAGCUCUGUGAUUCCAUACAUCACUGUCAUCCUGAUUUUCCUGUUCUUUAUUUUCUUUGGGGGAGGCCCAGCUGCAAUAACUCCAUCACUCGCCAACGAGAUCUUCAUCCAGUCAUACCGCCCGGCUGCAUUUGUGUUUAUCGGCUUCCUGCGCUGGCUGCUAUUCACAAUAUUUGGAUUCCUCUUCCCAUUCCUUAUUGCCACUCUGAAGUCUCUUAGCUUUGUUCUCUUCUCCUGCGUUGGUCUGAUAGCCGCUCUCUACGUCUUCUUCAUCCUUCCUGAAACAAAAGGCAAAACUCUCCUUGAGAUUUCCCAAGAGUUUGAGAACAUCAGAGUGUGUGGAUCCUCCACGGAAGAGGUCUUGUGCUUAGAGACCAAGCUGUAAACUAUACUGAUGUAAAUAUGGACUAGAUGUGGACAGGCACAAGAACUAUUAAAUUAUCAUAUUUAUCAACAUUAUAUUUAUAAAGACAGACUGCUUGAUGAUAGUACAUUAUCCUACUUGAUAUAGCAAUAAAUAAAUAAAUGCACUUGAAAUAUUGAUUUUAGUUCAUCUGUGAGAAGAAAACCGUGGAGAAAACCGGUAGCAGUAAGUUUCAAUAGAUUUUUGUGACCAGAUAGCUGUUUACCAAAGACACUAUAAUAAACUAGUUUUUUGUUGGAUGAAUAAAUGUGAAAUAUG
Messenger RNA from Carassius gibelio (silver crucian carp), 1811 nucleotides. It is a transcript of the gene slc2a9l1, whose product is annotated as solute carrier family 2 member 9, like 1. NCBI's taxonomy places the organism in Eukaryota, Metazoa, Chordata, Actinopteri, Cypriniformes, Cyprinidae. The coding region runs from base 9 to 1514 and encodes 501 amino acids. Gene Ontology annotation, biological process: monosaccharide transmembrane transport. Gene Ontology annotation, molecular function: hexose transmembrane transporter activity. The record is from RefSeq and is a predicted model, not a curated record. Gene Ontology annotation, cellular component: membrane. The transcript has 12 exons.